GUCAUCUCACCGCGCCGCUGUCAGGGCUCUACACUUGCUGGCUGCCAUGGCUGAGGUGGGCCGUACCGGGAUCAGCGACCCAGGCGCGCUUCUCCCACGGGGCUUCUGGGCUGCGGUCGAAGUGUGGCUGGAGAGGCCGCAGGUGGCCAACAAACGGCUUUGCGGCGCCCGCCUGGAGGCCCGCUGGAGCGCCACCCUGCCCUACGCCGAGGCCCGCGGCCCCGGGACUAGCGCAGGCUCGGAGCAGAAGGAGCGGGGUCUGGGACACGGCCAGGGUUCCCCCGGAGGGGGCCCGGGUCCCAGGCCGCUAUUAGGACCCGAGCAGUGCACGGCAUGUUGCGAACUUGAGGAGGCCCAGGGCCAGUGCCAGCAAGAGGAGGCACAGAGGGAAGCCGCCUCAUUGCCCCUGAGGGACUCCGGGCACCCCGGCCAUGCUGAAGGAAAGGAGGGCGACUUCCCCGCCGCAGAUCUGGAUUCGCUCUGGGAGGAUUUCUCCCGAAGUCUCGCCAGUGGCAAUUCGGAGAUGCUGGCCUUCCUCACCUGCUCCGGGGCGGGAUCGCAGCCAGAGGCGCAGCGUGAGCUCGACGUGGUUCUCAGAACCGUCAUCCCGAAAACUAGCCCACAUUGCCCCCUUACAACUCCCAGGAGGGAAAUAGUCGUGCAAGAUGUCCUCAAUGGAACCGUAACGUUUUUGCCUUUGGAAGAAGAUGAUGAGGGGAACUUAAAGGUUAAGAUGAGCAAUGUGUAUCAAAUUCAGCUCAGUCAUAGCAAAGAAGAAUGGUUCAUAUCUGUUUUAAUUUUCUGUCCAGAAAGAUGGCAUUCAGAUGGAAUCGUGUAUCCCAAACCCACGUGGCUUGGAGAAGAGUUGCUGGCCAAGUUGGCCAAGUGGUCUGUAGAGAAUAAGAAGAGUGACUUUAAAAGCACCCUUUCCCUCAUCUCCAUUAUGAAGUAUAGCAAGGCUUACCAGGAACUUAAAGAGAAGUAUAAGGAAAUGGUUAAGGUGUGGCCUGAAGUCACUGAUCCUGAGAAGUUUGUGUAUGAAGAUGUGGCUAUCGCAGCAUACCUGCUGAUUCUAUGGGAAGAAGAAAGGGCUGAGAGGGGACUAACUGCCAGGCAGUCCUUUGUGGACCUGGGAUGUGGAAAUGGCCUCCUGGUCCACAUCCUGAGCAGUGAGGGGCAUCCAGGCAGAGGGAUUGAUGUCCGAAGAAGAAAAAUCUGGGACAUGUAUGGACCACAAACUCAGUUAGAGGAAGAUGCAGUCACACCCAAUGAUAAGACCCUUUUCCCUGAUGUUGAUUGGUUAAUCGGUAACCAUUCUGAUGAACUCACACCAUGGAUACCUGUCAUUGCAGCCAGGUCUUCCUACAAUUGCCGCUUCUUUGUCCUCCCCUGCUGCUUCUUUGACUUCGUUGGAAGAUACUCCCGGAGGCAGAGUAAGAAGACUCAGUACCGGGAAUACCUUGACUUCAUUAAAGAAGUGGGCUUCACCUGUGGGUUUCACGUGGACGAAGACUGCCUCAGGAUUCCUUCAACCAAAAGAGUCUGUCUCAUUGGGAAAUCCAGAACAUACCCUUCCUCCAGAGAAGCUUCCGUGGAUGAAAAGAGGACUCAGUACAUUAAGAGCAGGCGGGGCUGCCCUGUAAGCCCACCUGGCCGGGAGCUUUCCCCUUCUCCACCCUGGGUUGCUGCUGGCAGUGCUGGUCACUGUGACGGUCAGCAAGCUCUGGACACCAGGGUCGGGUGUGUAGCCAGGGCCUGGGCUGCUGAGCAUGGAGCAGGGUCCCAGGCUGAAGGACCCUGGCUACCUGGAUUUCAUCCUAGAGAAAAGGCUGAGCGCGUAAGAAACUGUGCCGCCCUGCCGCGAGAUUUUAUUGACCAAGUAGUUUUGCAAGUGGCGAAUUUAUUGUUAGGUGGAAAGCAAUUAAACACAAGAAGUUCUCAAAAUGGGAGUUUGAAGACCUGGAACGGGGGAGAGAGCCUGUCUCUGGCAGAAGUAGCCAAUGAGCUGGACACGGAGACCCUGCGGAGGCUGAAGCGGGAGUGUGGGGGCCUGCAGACGCUGCUCCGGAACAGCCACCAGGUGUUCCGAGUUGUGAAUGGGAGAGUUCACAUCCGUGACUGGCGAGAGGAGGCGCUGUGGAAGACAAAGCAACCGGAAGCGAAACAGAGACUGCCUUCCGAAGCCUGCAAAACCCGCCUCUGCUGGUUCUUCAUGCAUCACCCUGAUGGCUGUGCUCUGUCCACGGACUGCUGCCCGUUUGCCCAUGGGCCUGCGGAGCUGCGGCCACCCCGGACCACCCCGAGGAAGAAGAUUCCGUGAGCUGCGUCCUUGCCAGCUGAGGCCUGGUCGGGGAGACCAAACCAAGGAGAGCUUCCCCGGCAGUCCUCAGUGCUGCGGUCUCUGCUCUGGCUGUGUUUCAGCCCACCUCCUCCCAGCUUUCUCCAGAUCCUCACAGUGAUGAACCGUAUUUCAUAAACAUCACAUGCCAGAGAAGCCACAGUUACUGGGAAGCCCCCAGCUGGGUGCCUGGCUCGUUUCAGAUGCAGCCACUUGAAAUGUGCACAGCAUCUUCAUAUCAUAAAGAUUGUGCAUGGAUCCUUACAGUGUCUCCUGGGGGAGAGCGGCUGAGGCUGCCUCUCACAGGCCCUUCCCAGGGCGCUGUCCGACGCCAUGUCCACAUCUGUGAAGAGGAUGGGGCUUCUCAAGAAGUAAGACCGUAUCUGCCAGCGUUUCUCACCACACUGGAGAGCAGCUGCUCUGGAGCAGGGAUCCGCCAGAUUGGUAUUUUUAAAAAAGGCGUAAGGCUUGCUAUGUUGAGGUUGUUUUUAGAGUUACACAGAAUAAAAACACUCAUAAUUUCCUCA
Symphalangus syndactylus (siamang) is the source of this 2865-nucleotide messenger RNA. It is a transcript of the gene TRMT44, whose product is annotated as tRNA methyltransferase 44 homolog. The record is from RefSeq and is a predicted model, not a curated record. Gene Ontology annotation, molecular function: tRNA (uridine) methyltransferase activity; metal ion binding. Gene Ontology annotation, biological process: tRNA methylation. Lineage: Eukaryota; Metazoa; Chordata; Mammalia; Primates; Hylobatidae.